UGAUUAGCAACCGACACUUAGUAUUUGCAUCGCAACAGGAAAGUAGCUUGAAGUUACAGCGCGCAAAAUGCUCAAAUAUGUCUAAAAAGACCGUCUAACCAUGGGAAACUGCCACGCCAAGAAGACGUCGGCAAUUUCUCCCAGGGGUAAAGGGUCGCAUCAGGAUAUCUGCGCUGUUCUGUCUCAGAACACGCCCAACUCCCGGUCUGGCAUCGUCUACAACGACAUGGAGUCGAUGCUACGACACGGUGAAGAAAUUCUGCAGCCUCUCACUGGAGCCCAAAAACCUGUGGUCUCUGCAGGCGGGGUGGCAUUUGACGUUGACAUGAGCAAGGUCCGACCACGGCGGCUUCCACCAAUUAAUGCUGACAACAGGCCCUCUGUGGAAGCCAGGCCCCCCAGGCCUCCAAAGAAGACCUCUGUGGGUACAAAGAAGAAGUCCACUGUGAAGGCCCAAAAUGUCGGAACGGUAGAGAAAAAAGAUGAUGAUGAGAUGCCAGUGAGGAGGAAAGUAAUCAAGCAUGUGGACUCCCCUAGGCCACCAAGACCUCAAGAUUUCGGGUUUGAGUUCUCAAAUGAGGAAGAUCAGCUGAUGAAGGAGAUCAUGCGAGAACAUGCUCUGAAGGAGAAACAAGAGAAAGCUCGCCGAUUGGCUGAGGGAAGAAGAGCCUCAACCAAUGAGGUCGCUCUGUCUGCUUCUGCUCCUCAGGCUACCACCUCCAUCACUGCUGCCAUUCCUGUAAUGCAGUACACUGCAGAGGAAGACGAGCUCAUGCAUGAGAUCCUGGGUGCCGACACCAUCAACCAGCGCCGCGAGAAGGCCCGCCGCAUGUCUGAGCGCCGCCACACCCCCGCCAGACUGGAGAGGCCUCGGGCAGCCAAGGCCCAGAGGAGCCCAUGCCUUGUAAAGCACUAUGUGACAGAGGAGGAAGCCAUCAUAGAAGAGAUCAUGUGUGAUGAUGUCCCCACUGAGAGGCCUAAGCCAAAGACGCCAAAGACCGAGGAUGAUCUGUUCAUUGAGGAGAUAUUGAACGAUGACUACCUCGAGGAGGCUAGCAAGGCAUUCAAGGCUGCACAGGACGCCACCAUUGCAGACAUCUUGAACGAUGACGUCUCUCCAACCAGCGCCAAUAAAAUCCAGGGCAGAGGGGACGGCAGGCCACGCACCCAGGGGUUGAGCACACGUGCUGCCUCACAGGCUGGCUCCACCCUGAAAUAAAGAGCAGACAUCUCGGCAAGCUUUUUACAUGAUUCUUCCUGUAGAUAUAUUUUAAUUCAUGUUUACAUUUAUAAAAAAAAUUGUACUUUUACAAAUUGUUUUAUAUGUUCCGUUCCUCAAGUAGAUUGAGACAAAUAAGUUUUAUUUUUACACAUUUCUACUUUGUUACCAUAGAUAUUAUUUUUAUUUACACAUUUCUCUUUUAAAUACACACAAUUCUGUUUAACUGUAGAAUACAAUGAAACCUUUUUUUUCAACAAAUCUUUCUUAAGAUUUAGACUAUUAACCUUCAUUUUAAUACUUAUACCUGUGCAUUUAGAACAUUAAACUUAUUUUUUUUCAUUUUAUACUGUAAAUUUAAACAAAUCUUAGUUUUACACAUUUCAUUCAGUACUGCCUUGAACAAUUGUAUUUACUUUUUUUCAAUUGGUAACAUAAAUCAACCGCAGUUUUGUACAAAUAUGUUUUAGUUUUCAACAUUUCUGCCUAGUUAACACAUUUUUCUAUGUGAAAUCUAAUUGACUUAGCACACUUCUUGCUAAAUAUUAACCCAAUUUACAUGUUUGCAUUGUUUCCUGUGGAUUUAGAUUACCCUGUAAACCUUAAUACAUUUUGUCCUGUAGUUGUAGACAAGUCUGGUGUGCCAUUCCUUAAGCUUUCAAAAAAUAUGUUUAACUUAAUGACAUGAUUUUUCUUUUCGAGUAAGCUUAAUGUGUUUUACUUGGUUAUAAGAAACUUUUGUUUACUUUGACACAUUUUUGGUUCAGGUAAUUUUGUUUUGCUUUUACAUUUUUCUUCAUGAAGAUUUACAAGCAAUGUAGCACAUUACUGCAUCUGAAGUAAAACAAGUAUUCCUGUAGAUGUUUACAUUUUUACAGUAGAUUACACCACUUUCUUUCUAAGUAUACUUGUUUUCCUCUUUUAACUCUUACAGCUAUAUAAGUAAUACAGUCACUGUUGAUUUCCCCAUAUUUUCCUGCACAACUUUUAUUUUCCUUAAAAAUCAUUUAAAGUUUGCUUUGACCAUGAAUAAUCAUGAUUUUUCUUACAUUUCUUCUUACAUGUAUAUUUUAAUUUCCUUUGUGGGACUUUCAAUUAAUUGAGUUUUAAAGUUAUAUAUACUCUUUUUAGAUACUUUAAUUUGUUCUCUAAUACUUAAUAUUGCUGGUAACUUCACCUACUCUAGAUUGACAUUAUUCCUGUAGCUUACAUAUUUUUCCAGUAUCCUUGCUCAAUUCAGUGUAUUAUUACAUUUACUUUAACUGCAGCUUUAGCUUAUGCCAUUUUUAUUACAUCUAAAAUCAACUCAUUCUGAACUUUAACUUAAUUCCUUUCAACGUUGGAAUUUGAAAGAGAGGUCUAAAUAGUUUUUAAAGAAGUGUAGGGAGUUUGUAAGAAGUUCAAAGUAGUUUGUAGGAAGUUUGAAAGAAGUCAAGGAAGUUUGAUGGUUAGAAAGGUCUAGGAAGUUUGUAUGGGAGGUUUAGGCAGUUUGUAAGAGAGGUCUAGGGAGUUUGUAUAAGAGGUAUAGGGAGUUUGUAUGAGGGGUUUAUGGAGUUUGUAGGAGAGGUUUGGGGACUUAGUAAGAGGUCUAGGGAGUUUGUAAGAGAAGUCUAGGGAGUUUAUAAGAGAGGUUUAUGGAGUUUGUAUGAGAGGUCUAGGGAGUUUGUAAGAGAGGUAUAGGGAGUUUGUAAGAGAGGUCUAGGGAGUUUGUUAUAGAGGUCAUAUGUAUUUGUAAGAGAGGUCAUGGGAAUUUGUAAAAAAAGUAUAGGGAGUUUGUAAGAGAGGUCUAAGGAGUUUGUAAGAGAGGUUUAGGGAGUUUGUAUGAGAGUUCUAGGGAGUUUGUAUGAGACAUCCAGGGAGUUUAUAAAAGAGGUCUAGGGAGUUUGUAUGAGAGGUCUAGGGAGUUUGUAAGAGAAGUCAAGGGAGUUUAUAAGAGAGUUCUAGGGAGUUUGUAAGUGAGGUCAUAUGUUUUUGUAAGAGAGGUUUAUGGAUUUUGUAAGAGAGGUCUAGGGAGGUUGUAAAUAAAGAUCUAGGGAGUUUGUAAGAAUGGUCAAGAGAGAUAUUGCAUGAGACGUCUAGGGAGUUUAUAUGAGAGGUCUAUGGAGUUUGUAAGAGAGGUCUACUGAGUUUGUAAGAGAGGUCUAGGGUGUUUGUAAGAGAGGUCUAGGGAGUUUGUUAAAGAGGUCUUGGGAGUUUGUCAGAGAGGUCUAUGGAGUUUGUAAGAGAGGUCUUGGGAGUUUGUCAGAGAGGUCUAUGGAGUUUGUAAGAGAGGUCUAGAGAGUUUGUAAGAGAGGUCUAGGGAGUCUGUAAGAGAGGUAUAUGGAGUUUGUGAGAGUGAUUUAGGGAGUUUCUUAUGGACAGUUUUGAGAGUGGUUAAAGGUAGUUUAAACAAGCAGUCUUGUAAGAUAGGUGUUAAUUGUUUAUGCCAGAAGACUUAAGUGCUUGUAAGAGGGGUUUGGUAUUUUCAUUAAGACAUAUUUGAAGAAAUUUUAGGUGUUGGAAGUCAGAGUUUUUCAUUAAAUGAUUAGAAUUAUUGUUAGAAAGGACUUGUGGAACUGUCUUAUAUGACCUUUUACAUUGUUGUAAGGAUAGGCAAAUUUCUGAGUAUGAAGUUUGAUUGCAGUUACAUGGGCCAUAAGCCUUUGUAUGACAUUAGGAUGUUGAAGAAAUAGCAAUAGUGCUGAGAAUUGGAUUGUGGUUAAGAUAAUAGCAUAGGCAAUGAUUUUUACCAUAUAGAACGUUGUCUAGAAAAACAGUACAAUGACCAUAGACCAUUACAAUUGUGAAUAUAGCCAAACCUAAGACUCUUUAUUUAAACCUGAGUGCUCUGCAUGACCUUGGACUUCAGUUAAUUAAGCCUGUGUUCUCAGCAAGACCUAAGACUCAUUUAUUAAGCCUUAUUGCUCAGCAUGACCUUGGACUGUAGUUAAUUAAGCUGGAGUUCUCAGCAAGACCUUGAAUUGUAAUUAAUUAAGCUUGUGUGCUCAGAAUGACCUUCUACUGUAGUAAAUUAAGCCUGAGUGCUCAGCAUGACCUUGGGCAGUAGCUAAUUAAGCCUGAGUGCUCACCAUGAACUAUUAUUAUAGUAAAUUAAGCCUGAGUGCCUAGCAUGACCUAUGACUAGAAAAUUAAGCCUGAGUGCUCAGCAUGACAUUGGACAGUAGCUAAUUAAGCCUGAGUGCUCAGCAUGACCUAUGGCUGUAGUAAAUUAAGUCUGAGUGCUCAGCAAGACCUUGGACAGUAGCUAAUUAAGCCAGAGUGCUCAGCAUGGCCUUUGACUGUAGUUAAUUAAGCUCGAGUGCUCAGCAUGAACUAUGAUUAUAGUUAAUUAAGCCUGAGUGCCUAGCAUGACCUAUGACUGUAGUAAAUUAAGACUUAGUGCUCAGCAUGACCUUGGACAGUAGCAAAUUAAGCCAGAGUGCUCAGGGUGACCUUGGACUGUAGUUAAUUAAGCCUGAGGGCUCAGCAUGAACUAUGAUUAUAGUAGAUUAAGCCUGAGUGCCCAGCAUGACCUAUGACUGUAGUAAAUUAAGCUUGAGUGCUCAGCAUGACCUUGGACUGUAGUUAAUUAAGCUUGAGUGCUCAGCAUGAACUAUGAUUAUAAUAAAUUAAGCCUGAGUGCCUAGCAUGACCUAUGACUGUAGAAAAUUAAGCCUGAGUGCUCAGCAUGACCUUGGGCAGUAGCUAAUUAAGCCAGAGUGCUCAGGAUGACCUAUGACUGUAGUUAAUUAAGCUUGAGUUCUCAGCAUAAACUAUGAUUAUAGUUAAUUAAGCAUGAGUGCCUAGCAUGACAUAUGACUGUAGCAAAUUAUGCCAGAGUGCUCAGGAUGACCUUGGACUGUAGUUAAUUAAGCUUGAGUGCUCAGCAAGAACUAUGAUUAUAGUUAAUUAAGCCUGAGUGCCUAGCAUGACAUAUGACUGUAGUAAAUUAAGCCAGAGUGCUCAGGAUGACCUUGGACUGUAGUUAAUUAAGCCAGAGUGCUCAGGAUGACCUUAUACUGUAGUAAAUUAAGCCUGAGUGCUCAGCAUGACCUAUGACUGUAGUUAAUUAAGCUUGAGUGCUCAGCAUGAACUAUGAUUAUAGUUAAUUAAGCCUGAGUGCCUAGCAUGACCUAUGACUGUAGUAAUUUAAGCCAGAGUGUUCAGGAUGACCUUGGACUGUAGUUAAUUAAGCUUGAGUGCUCAGCAUGUCCUGUGAUUGUAGUAAAUUAUGCCUGAGUGCUCAGCAUGACCUUGGACUGUAGUUAAUUAAGCUUGAGUGCUCAGCAUGACCUGUGAUUAUAGUAAAUUUAGCCAGAGUGCUGAGCAUGACCUUGGACUGUAGUUAAUUACGCCUGAGUGCUCAGCAUGACCGUUGACUGUAGUUAAUUAAUCUUGAGUGCUCAGCAUGACCUAUGGUUAUAGUAAAUUCAACCUUAGAGCUCAGCAUGACCUUGGACUGUUGUUAAUUAAGCCUGCAUGCUCAGCAUGACCUAGGAAUACUGUUAAAGUAUGACCUCAUAGACUGUAGUGAAGAUAGCCAUGGUGCUAAUUAUGACAGCAUAGACUGUAUUGAAGAUAGCUGAAGUGCUAAAUAUGACCACAUAGACUGUAGUAAAGAUAGCCAUAGUGCUUUGUAUGACCAAAGACUGUUGUGAAGAUAGCCAGAGUGCUGAGUAUGACCAAAGACUGUAGUGAAGAUAGCCAUAGUGCUGAGUAUGACCACAAACUGUAGUGAAGAUGGCCAGAGUGCUGAGUAUGACCACUUGGACUGUUGUGAAGAUAGCCAUAGUGCUGAGUAUGACCACAAGCUGUAGUGAAGAUAGCUGUAGUGCUGAGUAUGACCAAAGACUGUAGUGAAGAUAGCCAUAGUGCUGAGUACGACCAAAGACUGUAGUGAAGAUGGCCAGAGUGCUGAGUAUGACCACUUGGACUGUUGUGAAGAUAGCCAUAGUGCUGUGUAUGACCACAAGCUGUAGUGAAGAUAGCCGUAUAGCUGAGUAUGACCACAUAUACUGUAGUGAAGAUAGCCAUAGUGCUGAGUAUGACCACAUAGACUGUAGUGACGAUAGCCAGAAUGCUGAGUAUGACCGAAGACUGUAGUGAAGAUAGCCAGAGUGCUGAGUAUGACCACAUAGACUGUAGGGAAGAUAGCCAGAGUGCUAAGUAUGACCAAAGACUGUAGUGAAGAAGCCAGAGUGCUGAGUAUGACCAAAGACUGUAGUGAAUAUAGCCAUUGUGCUGAGAAUGACCAAAGACUGUAGUGAAGAUAGCCAGGGUGAUGAGUAUGACCACAUAGACUGUAGUGAAGAUAGCCAGAGUGCUGAGUAUGACCAAAGACUGUAGUGAAGAUAGCCAGAGUGCUUAGUAUGACCACAUAGACUGUAGGGAAGAUAGCCAGAGUGCUAAGUAUGACCAUAGACUGUAGUAAAAAUAGCCAGAGUGCUGAGUAUGACCAAAGACUGUAGUGAAGAGAGCCAUAGUGCUGAGUAUGACCAAAUACUGUUGUGAAGAUAGCCAUAGUGCUGAGUAUGACCAAAGACUGUAGUAAAGAUAGCAAUAGUGCUGAAUAUAACCACAUAGACAGUAGUGAAGAUAGCCAGAGUGCUGAGUAUGACCAAAGACUGUUGUGAAGAUUGCAAGAGUGCUGAGGAUGACCAAAGACUGAACUGAAGAUAGCCAGAGUGCUGUGUAUGUCCACAUAGACUGUAGUGAAGAUAGCCAUAGUGCAGAGUAUGACCAAAGACUUUAGUAAAGAUAGCCAUAGUGCUAGUAUGACCAAAGACUGUAGUGAAGAUAGCCACAAUGCUGAGUAUGACCACAUAGACUGUAGUGAAGAUAGCCAGAGUGCUGAGUAUGACCAAAGACUGUAGUGAAGAUAACCAGAGUGCUGAGUAUGACCAAAGACUGUAGUGAAGAUAGCCAGAGUGCUGAGUAUGACCAAAGACUGUAGUGAAGAUAGCCAUAGUGCUGAGUAUGACCAAAGACUGUAGUGAAAAUAGCCAGAGUGCUGAGUAUGAUCACAUACACUGUAGUGAAGAUAGCCAGAAUGCUUAGUAUGACAAAGACCGUAGUGAAGAUAGCCAGAGUGCUGAUUAUGACCACAUAUACUGUAGUGAAGAUAGCCAGAGUGCUGACUAUGACCAUAGACAGUAGCGAAGAUAGCCAGAGUGCUGAGUAUGACCACAUAGACUGUAGUGAAGAUAGCCAGCGUGCUGCCUAUGACCAAACACUGUUGUGAAGAUAGCCAGAGUGCUGAGUAUGACCAUAAACUGUAGUGAAGAUAGCCAGAGUGCUGAGUAUGACCAUAGACUGUAGUGAAGAUAGCCAGUGUGCUGCCUAUGCCCAAAGACUGUAAUGAAGAUAGAUAUAGUGCUGAGUAUGACCACAUAGACUGUAGUGAAGAUAGCCAGAGAGCUGAAUAUGACCAUAGACUGGAAUGAAGAUUGCCAUAGUGCUGAGUAUGACCAUAUACUGUUUUGAAGAAAGCCAUAGUGCUGAGUAUGACCACAUAGACUGUAGUGAAGAUAGCCAGAGUGCUAAGUAUGACCAAAGACUGUAGUGUAGAUAGCCAGAGUGAUGAGUAUGACCAAAGACUGUAGUGAAGAUAGCCAGAGUGCUGAGUAUGACCACAUAGACUGUAGUGAAGAUAGCAAGAGUGCUGAGUAUGACCUAAGACUGUAGUGAAGGUAACCAGAGUGCUGAGUAUGACCAAAGACUGUAGUGAAGAUAGCCAUAGUGCUGAGUAUGACCACAUAGACGGUAAUGAAGAUAGCCAGAGUGCUGAGUAUGACCAAAGACUGUAGUAAAGAUAGCCAUAGUGCUGCGUAUGACCAAAGACUGUAGUGAAGAAGCCAGAGUGCUGAGUAUGACAAAAGACUGUAGUGAAUAUAGCCAUUGUGCUGAGAAUGACCAAAGACUGUAGUGAAGAUAGCCAGGGUGAUGAGUAUGACCACAUAGACUGUAGUGAAGAUAGCCAUAGUGCUGAGUAUGACCAAAGACUGUAGUGAAGAUAGCCAGAGUGCUUAGUAUGACCACAUAGACUGUAGGGAAGAUAGCCAGAGUGCUAAGUAUGACCAUAGACUGUAGUAAAGAUAGCCAGAGUGCUGAGUAUGACCAAAGACUGUAGUGAAGAGAGCCAUAGUGCUGAGUAUGACCAAAUACUGUUGUGAAGAUAGCCAUAGUGCUGAGUAUGACCAAAGACUGUAGUGAAAAUAGCCAUAGUGCUGAGUAUGACCAAAGACUGUAGUAAAGAUAGCAAUAGUGCUGAAUAUAACCACAUAGACAGUAGUGAAGAUAGCCAGAGUGCUGAGUAUGACCAAAGACUGUUGUGAAGAUUGCAAGAGUGCUGAGGAUGACCAAAGACUGAACUGAAGAUAGCCAGAGUGCUGUGUAUGUCCACAUAGACUGUAGUGAAGAUAGCCAUAAUGCAGAGUAUGACCGAAGACUUUAGUAAAGAUAGCCAUAGUGCUAGUAUGACCAAAGACUGUAGUGAAGAUAGCCAGAGUGCUGAGUAUGACCACAUAGACUGUAGUGAAGAUAGCCAGAGUGCUGAGUAUGACCAAAGACUGUAGUGAAGAUAACCAGAGUGCUGAGUAUGACCAAAGACUGUAGUGAAGAUAGCCAGAGUGCUGAGUAUGACCAAAGACUGUAGUGAAGAUAGCCAUAGUGCUGAGUAUGACCAAAGACUGUAGUGAAAAUAGCCAGAGUGCUGAGUAUGAUCACAUACACUGUAGUGAAGAUAGCCAGAAUGCUUAGUAUGACAAAGACCGUAGUGAAGAUAGCCAGAGUGCUGAUUAUGACCACAUAUACUGUAGUGAAGAUAGCCAGAGUGCUGACUAUGACCAUAGACAGUAGCGAAGAUAGCCAGAGUGCUGAGUAUGACCACAUAGACUGUAGUGAAGAUAGCCAGCGUGCUGCGUAUGACCAAACACUGUUGUGAAGAUAGCCAGAGUGCUGAGUAUGACCAUAAACUGUAGUGAAGAUAGCCAGAGUGCUGAGUAUGACCAUAGACUGUAGUGAAGAUAGCCAGAGUGCUGCCUAUGCCCAAAGACUGUAGUGAAGAUAGCCAUAGUGCUGAGUAUGACCACAUAGACUGUAGUGAAGAUAGCCAGAGAGCUAAAUAUGACCAUAGACUGGAAUGAAGAUUGCCAUAGUGCUGAGUAUGACCAUAUACUGUUUUGAAGAAAGCCAUAGUGCUGAGUAUGACCACAUAGACUGUAGUGAAGAUAGCCAGAGUGCUAAGUAUGACCAAAGACUGUAGUGUAGAUAGCCAGAGUGAUGAGUAUGACCAAAGACUGUAGUGAAGAUAGCCAGAGUGCUGAGUAUGACCACAUAGACUGUAGUGAAGAUAGCAAGAGUGCUGAGUAUGACCUAAGACUGUAGUGAAGGUAACCAGAGUGCUGAGUAUGACCAAAGACUGUAGUGAAGAUAGCCAGAGUGCUGAGUAUGACCAAAGACUGUUGUGAAGAUAGCCAGAGUGCUGAAUAUGACGAAAGACUGUAGUGAAGAUAGCCAGAGUGCUGAGUAUGACCACAUAGACUGUAGUGAAGAUAGCCAGAGUGCUGAGUAUGACCAAAGACUGUAGUGAAGAUAGCCAUAGUGCUGAGUAUGGCCACAUAGAGGGUAUUGAAGAUAGCCAGAGUGCUGAUUAUGACCAAAGACUGUUGUAAAGAUAGCCAGAGUGCUGAGUAAGACCAAAGACUAUAGUAAAGAUAGCCAUAGUGCUGAGUAUGACCACAUAGACGGUAAUGAAGAUAGCCAGAGUGCUGAGUAUGACCAAAGUCUGUUGUGAAGAUAGCCAGAGUGCUGAGUAUGACCAAAGACUGUAGUAAAGAUAGCCAUAGUGCUGCGUAUGACCAAAGACUGUAGUGAAGAUAGCCAGAGUGCUGAGUAUGACCAAAGACUGUAGUGAAUAUAGCCAUUGUGCUGAGAAUGACCAAAGACUGUAGUGAAGAUAGCCAGGGUGAUGAGUAUGACCACAUAGACUGUAGUGAAGAUAGCCAGAGUGCUGAAUAUAACCACAUAGACAGUAGUGAAGAUAGCCAGAGUGCUGAGUAUGACCAAAGACUGUUGUGAAGAUUGCCAGAGUGCUGAGGAUGACCAAAGACUGAACUGAAGAUAGCCAGAGUGCUGUGUAUGUCCACAUAGACUGUAGUGAAGAUAGCCAUAAUGCAGAGUAUGACCGAAGACUUUAGUAAAGAUAGCCAUAGUGCUAGUAUGACCAAAGACUGUAGUGAAGAUAGCCAGAGUGCUGAGUAUGACCACAUAGACUGUAGUGAAGAUAGCCAUAGUGCUGAAUAUGACCAAAUAAUGUUGUGAAGAUAGCCAUAGUGCUGAAUAUGACCAAAGACUGUAGUAAAGAUAGCAAUAGUGCUGAAUAUGACCACAUAGACAGUAGUGAAGAUAGCCAGAGUGCUGAGUAUGACCAAAGACUGUUGUGAAGAUAGCCAGAGUGCUGAGUAUGACCACAUAGACUGUAGUGAAGAUAGCCAGAGUGCUGAGUAUGACCACAUAGACUGUAGUGAAGAUAGCCAGAGUGCUGAGUAUGACCAAAGACUGUAGUGAAAAAAGCCAGAGUGCUGAGUAUGACCACAUAGACUGUAGUGAAGAUAGCCAGAGUGCUGCAUAUGACCAAAGACUGUAGUGAAGAUAGCCAGAGUGCUGAAUAUGACCACAUAGACUGUAGUGAAGAUAGCCAGAGUGCUGAGUAUGACCAAAGACUUUAGUGAAGAUAGCCAGAGUGCUGAGUAUGACCAAAGUCUGUAAUAAAGAUAGCCAUAGUGCUGAGUAUGACCACAUAGACAGUAGUGAAGAUAGCCAGAGUGCUGAGUAUAACCAAAGACUGUUGUGAAGAUAGCCAGAGUGCUGAGUAUGACCAAAGACUGUAGUAAAGAUAGCCAUAGUGCUGAGUUUGACCACAUAGAUGGUAGUGAAGAUAGCCAGAGUGCUGAGUAUGACCAAAGACUGUAGUGAAGAUAGCCAUAGUGCUGCGUAUGACCAAAGACUGUAGUGAAGAUAGCCAGAGUGCUGAGUAUGACCAAAGUCUGUAGUGAAUAUAGCCAUAGUGCUGAGAAUGACCAAAGACUGCAGUGAAGAUAGCCAGGGUGAUGAGUAUGACCACAUAGACUGUAGUGAAGAUAGCCAGAGUGCUGAGUAUGACCAAAGACUGUAGUGAAAAUAGCCAGAGUGCUGAGUAUGACCACAUAGACUGUAGGGAAGAUAGCCAGAGUACUGUGUAUGACCAUAGACUGUAGUAAAUAUAGCCAGAGUGUUGAGUAUGACUAAAGACUGUAGUGAAGAUAGCCAUAGUGCUGACUAUGACCAAAUACUGUAGUGAAGAUAGCCAUAGUGCUGAGUAUGACCAAAGACUGUAGUAAAGAUAGCCAUAGUGCUGAGUAUGACCAAAGACUGUAGUGAAGAUAGCAAGAGUGCUGAGUAUGACCUAAGACUGUAGUGAAGGUAACCAGAGUGCUGAGUAUGACCAAAGACUGUAGUGAAGAUAGCCAGAGUGCUGAGUAUGACCAAAGACUGUUGUGAAGAUAGCCAGAGUGCUGAAUAUGACGAAAGACUGUAGUGAAGAUAGCCAGAGUGCUGAGUAUGACCACAUAGACUGUAGUGAAGAUAGCCACAGUGCUGAGUAUGACCAAAGACUGUAGUGAAGAUAGCCAUAGUGCUGAGUAUGACCACAUAGAGGGUAUUGAAGAUAGCCAGAGUGCUGAUUAUGACCAAAGACUGUUGUAAAGAUAGCCAGAGUGCUGAGUAAGACCAAAGACUAUAGUAAAGAUAGCCAUAGUGCUGAGUAUGACCACAUAGACGGUAAUGAAGAUAGCCAGAGUGCUGAGUAUGACCAAAGUCUGUUGUGAAGAUAGCCAGAGUGCUGAGUAUGACCAAAGACUGUAGUAAAGAUAGCCAUAGUGCUGCGUAUGACCAAAGACUGUAGUGAAGAUAGCCAGAGUGCUGAGUAUGACCAAAGACUGUAGUGAAUAUAGCCAUUGUGCUGAGAAUGACCAAAGACUGUAGUGAAGAUAGCCAGGGUGAUGAGUAUGACCACAUAGACUGUAGUGAAGAUAGCCAGAGUGCUGAAUAUAACCACAUAGACAGUAGUGAAGAUAGCCAGAGUGCUGAGUAUGACCAAAGACUGUUGUGAAGAUUGCCAGAGUGCUGAGGAUGACCAAAGACUGAACUGAAGAUAGCCAGAGUGCUGUGUAUGUCCACAUAGACUGUAGUGAAGAUAGCCAUAAUGCAGAGUAUGACCGAAGACUUUAGUAAAGAUAGCCAUAGUGCUAGUAUGACCAAAGACUGUAGUGAAGAUAGCCAGAGUGCUGAGUAUGACCACAUAGACUGUAGUGAAGAUAGCCAUAGUGCUGAAUAUGACCAAAUAAUGUUGUGAAGAUAGCCAUAGUGCUGAAUAUGACCAAAGACUGUAGUAAAGAUAGCAAUAGUGCUGAAUAUGACCACAUAGACAGUAGUGAAGAUAGCCAGAGUGCUGAGUAUGACCAAAGACUGUUGUGAAGAUAGCCAGAGUGCUGAGUAUGACCACAUAGACUGUAGUGAAGAUAGCCAGAGUGCUGAGUAUGACCACAUAGACUGUAGUGAAGAUAGCCAGAGUGCUGAGUAUGACCAAAGACUGUAGUGAAAAAAGCCAGAGUGCUGAGUAUGACCACAUAGACUGUAGGGAAGAUAGCCAGAGUGCUGCAUAUGACCAAAGACUGUAGUGAAGAUAGCCAGAGUGCUGAAUAUGACCACAUAGACUGUAGUGAAGAUAGCCAGAGUGCUGAGUAUGACCAAAGACUUUAGUGAAGAUAGCCAGAGUGCUGAGUAUGACCAAAGUCUGUAAUAAAGAUAGCCAUAGUGCUGAGUAUGACCACAUAGACAGUAGUGAAGAUAGCCAGAGUGCUGAGUAUGACCAAAGACUGUUGUGAAGAUAGCCAGAGUGCUGAGUAUGACCAAAGACUGUAGUAAAGAUAGCCAUAGUGCUGAGUUUGACCACAUAGAUGGUAGUGAAGAUAGCCAGAGUGCUGAGUAUGACCAAAGACUGUAGUGAAGAUAGCCAUAGUGCUGCGUAUGACCAAAGACUGUAGUGAAGAUAGCCAGAGUGCUGAGUAUGACCAAAGUCUGUAGUGAAUAUAGCCAUAGUGCUGAGAAUGACCAAAGACUGCAGUGAAGAUAGCCAGGGUGAUGAGUAUGACCACAUAGACUGUAGUGAAGAUAGCCAGAGUGCUGAGUAUGACCAAAGACUGUAGUGAAAAUAGCCAGAGUGCUGAGUAUGACCACAUAGACUGUAGGGAAGAUAGCCAGAGUACUGUGUAUGACCAAAGACUGUAGUGUAGAUAGUCAUAGUUCUGAGUAUGACCAAAUAGACUGUAGUGAAGAAAGCCAGAGUGCUGAGUAUGACCAAAGACUGUAGUGAAGAUAGCCAGUGUGCUGAGUAUGACCACAUAGACUGUAGUGAAUAUAGCCAGAGUGCUGCGUAUGACCAAAGACUGACGUGAAGAUAGCCAGAGUGCUGAGUAUGACCACAUAGACUGUAGUGAAGAUAGCCAGAGUGCUGAGUAUGACCAAAGACUGUAGUGAAGAUAGCCAGAGUGCUAAGUAUGACCAAAGACUGUAGUGAAGAUAGCCAGAGUGCUUAGUAUGGCCACAUAGGCUGUAGUGAAGAUAGCCAUAGUGAUGAGUAUGACCAUAGACUGUUGAGAAGAUAGCCAUAGUGCUGAGUAUGACCACACAGACUGUAGUGAAGAUAGCCAGAGUGCUGAGUAUGACCAUAGACUGUAGUGAAGAUAGCCAGAGUGAUGUGUAUGAUCAAUGACUGUAGUGAAGAUAGCCAGAGUUCUGAGUAUGACCACAUAGACUGUAGUGAAGAUAGCCAGAGUGCUGAGUAUGACCAAAGACUGUAGUGAAGAUGGCCAGAGUGCUGAGUAUGACCACAUAGACUGUAGUGAAGAUGGCCAGAGUGCUGAGUAUGACCAAAGACUGUUUUGAAGAUAGCCAGAGUGCUGAGUAUGACCAAAGACUGUAGUGAAGAAAGCCAGAGUGCUUAGUAUGGCCACAUAGGCUGUAGUGAAGAUAGCCAUAGUGAUGAGUAUGACCAUAGACUGUUGAGAAGAUAGCCAUAGUGCUGAGUAUGACCACACAGACUGUAGUGAAGAUAGCCAGAGUGCUGAGUAUGACCAUAGACUGUAGUGAAGAUAGCCAGAGUGAUGAGUAUGACCAUAGACUGUUGAGAAGAUAGCCAUAGGGCUGAGUAUGACCACACAGACUGUAGUGAAGAUAGCCAGAGUGCUGAGUAUGACCAUAGACUGUAGUGAAGAUAGCCAGAGUGAUGUGUAUGAUCAAUGACUGUAGUGAAGAUAGCCAUAGUUCUGAGUAUGACCACAUAGACUGUAGUGAAGAUAGCCAGAGAGCUGAGUAUGACCAUAGACUGUAGUGAAGAUAGCCAUAGUGCUGAGUAUGACCAUAGACUGUUUUGAAGAUGGCCAUAGUGCUGAGUAUGACCACAUAGACUGUAGUGAAGAUAGCCAGAGUGCUGAGUAUGACCAUAGACUGAAGUGAAGAUAGCCAGAGUGCUGAGUAUGACCACAUAGGCUGUAUUGAAAAUAGUCAGAGUGCUGAGAAUGACCAUAGACUGUACAGAAGAUAGCCAGAGUGCUGAGUAUGACCUCAUAGACUGUAGUGAAGAUAGCCAUAGUGCUGAGAAUGACCAUAGACUGUAGAGAAGAUAGCCAAAGUGAUGAGUAUGACCACAUAGACUGUAGCAAAGAUAGCCAUAGUGCUGAGUAUGACCACAUAGACUGUAUUGAAGAUAGCCAGAGUGCUGAGUAUGACCAUAGACUGUUGUGAAGAUAGCCAGAGUGCUGAGUAUGACCAAAGACUGUAGUGAAGAUAGCCAGAGUGCUGAGUAUGACCAAAGACUGUAGUGAAGAUAGCCAUAGUGCUGAGUAUGACCACAUAGACUGUAGUGAAGAUAGCCAUAGUGCUGAGUAUGACCAAAAACUGUAGUUAAGGUAGCCAGAGUGCUGCAUAUGACCAAAGACUGUUGUAAAGAUAGCCAGAGUUCUGAGUAUGACCAAAGACUGUAGUAAAGAUAGCCAUAGUGCUGGGUAUGACCACAUAGACUGUAGUGAAGAUAGCCAGAGUGCUGCAUAUGACCAAAGACUGUUGUGAAGAUAGCCAGAGUGCUGCAUAUGACCAAAGACUGUUGUGAAAAUAGCCAGAGUGCUGAGUAUGACCAAAGACUGUAGUAAAGAUAGCCAGUGUGCUAGGUAUGACCACAUAGACUGUAGUGAAGAUAGCCAGAUUGCUGAGUAUGACCAAAGACUGUAGUGAAGAUUGCCAGAGUGCUGCGUAUGACCAAAGGCUGUAAUGGAGAUAGCCAGAGUGCUGAGUAUGACCACAUAGACUGUAUUGAAGAUAGCCAGAGUGCUGAGUAUGACCAAAGACUGUAGUGAAGAUAGCCAGAGUGCUGAGUAUGACCAAAGACUGCUGUGAAGAUAGCCAGAGUGCUGAGUAUGAUCAAAGACUGUAGUGAAGAUAGCCAGAGUGCUGAGUAUGACCACAUAGACUGUAAUGAAGAUAGCCAUAGUGCUGAGUAUGACCAACGACUUUAGUGAAGAUAGCCAUAGUGUUGAGUAUGACCAAAGACUGUAGUGAAGAUAGCCAGAGUGCUGAGUAUGACCACAUAGACUGUAGUGAAGAUAGCCAGAGUGCUGAUUAUGACCACAUAGACUGUAGUGAAGAUAGCCAGAGUGCUGAGUAUGACCAAAGACUGUAGUGAAAAAAGCCAGAGUGCUGAGUAUGACCACAUAGACUGUAGUAAAGAUAGCCAGAGUGCUGCGUAUGACCAAAGACUAGUGAAGAUAGCCAGAGUGCUGAAUAUGACCACAUAGACUGUAGUGAAGAUAGCCAGAGUGCUGAGUAUGACCAAAGACUGUAGCGAAGAUAGCCAGAGUGCUGAGUAUGACCAAAGUCUGUAAUAAAGAUAGCCAUAGUGCUGAGUAUGACCACAUAGACAGUAGUGAAGAUAGCCAGAGUGCUUUGUAUGACCAAAGACUGUUGUGAAGAUAGCCAGAGUGCUGAGUAUGACCAAAGACUGUAGUAAAGAUAGCCAUAGUGCUGAGUAUGACCACAUAGAUGGUAGUGAAGAUAGCCAGAGUGCUGAGUAUGACCAAAGACUGUUGUGAAGAUAGCCAUAGUGCUGCGUAUGACCAAAGACUGUAGUGAAGACAGGCAGAGUGCUUAGUAUGACCAAAGUCUGUAGUGAAUAUAGCCAUAGUGCUGAGAAUGACCAAAGACUGCAGUGAAGAUAGCCAGGGUGAUGAGUAUGACCACAUAGACUGUAGUGAAGAUAGCCAGAGUGCUGAGUAUGACCAAAGACUGUAGUGAAAAUAGCCAAAGUGCUGAGUAUGACCACAUAGACUGAAGGGAAGAUAGCCUGAGUACUGUGUAUGACCAUAGACUGUAGUAAAUAUAGCCAGAGUGCUGAGUAUGACUAAAGACUGUAGUGAAGAUAGCCAUAGUGCUGAGUAUGACCAAAUACUGUAGUGAAGAUAGCCAUAGUGCUGAGUAUGACCAAAGACUGUAGUAAAGAUAGCCAUAGUGCUGAGUAUGACCAAAGACUGUAGUGAAGAUAGCCAGAGUGCUGAGUAUGACCAUAGACUGUAUUGAAGAUAGCCAGAGUGCUGAGUAUGACUAAAGACUGUAGUGAAGAUAACCAGAGUGCUGAGUAUGACCAAUGACUGUAGUGAAGAUAGCCAUAGUGCUGAGUAUGACCAAAGACUGUAGUGAAGAUAGCCAGGGUGUUGAGUAUGACCACAUAGACUGUAGGGAAGAUAGCCAUAGUAAUGAGUAUGACCAAUGACUUUAGUGAAGAUUGCCAUAGUACUGAGUAUGACCAAAGACUGUAGUGUAGAUAGACAUAGUUCUGAGUAUGACCAAAUAGACUGUAGUGAAGAAAGCCAGAGUGCUGAGUAUGACCAAAGACUGUAGUGAAGAUAGCCAGUGUGCUGAGUAUGACCACAUAGACUGUAGUGAAGAUAGCCAGAGUGCUGUGUAUGACCAAAGACUGUAGUGAAGAUAGCCAGAGUGCUGAGUAUGACCAAAGUCUGUAAUAAAGAUAGCCAUAGUGCUGAGUAUGACCACAUAGACAGUAGUGAAGAUAGCCAGAGUGCUGAGUAUGACCAAAGACUGUUGUGAAGAUAGCCAGAGUGCUGAGUAUGACCAAAGACUGUAGUAAAGAUAGCCAUAGUGCUGAGUAUGACCACAUAGAUGGUAGUGAAGAUAGCCAGAGUGCUGAGUAUGACCAAAGACUGUAGUGAAGAUAGCCAUAGUGCUGCGUAUGACCAAAGACUGACGUGAAGAUAGGCAGAGUGCUUAGUAUGACCAAAGUCUGUAGUGAAGAUAGCCAGAGUGCUGAGUAUGACCACAUAGACUGUAGUGAAGAUAGAGAGUGCUGAGAAUGACCAAAGACUGUUGAGAAGAUAGCCAUAAUGCUGAGUAUGACCACACAGACUGUAGUGAAGAUAGCAAGAGUGCUGAGUAUGACCAUAGACUGUAGUGAAGAUAGCCAGAGUGCUGUGUAUGAUCAAUGACUGUGGUGAAGAUAGCCAGAUUUCUGAGUAUGACCACAUAGACUGUAGUGAAGAUAGCCAGAGUGCUGAGUAUGACCACAUAGACUGUAGUGAAGAUAGCCAGAGUGCUGAGUAUGACCAAAGACUGUAGUGAAGAUAGCCAGAGUGCUGAGUAUGACCAAAGACUGUAGUGAAGAUAGCCAGACUGCUUAGUAUGGCCACAUAGGCUGUAGUGAAGAUAGCCAUAGUGAUGAGUAUGACCAUAGACUGUUGAGAAGAUAGCCAUAGUGCCGAGUAUGACCACACAGACUGUAGUGAAGAUAGCCAGAGUGCUGAGUAUGACCAUAGACUGUAGUGAAGAUAGCCAGAGUGAUGUGUAUGAUCAAUGACUGUAGUGAAGAUAGCCAGAGUUCUGAGUAUGACCACAUAGACUGUAGUGAAGAUAGCCAGAGUGCUGAGUAUGACCAAAGACUGUAGUGAAGAUAGCCAGAGUGCUGAGUAUGACCAUAGACUGUAGUGAAGAUAGCCAGAGUGAUGUGUAUGAUCAAUGACUGUAGUGAAGAUAGCCAGAGUUCUGAGUAUGACCACAUAGACUGUAGUGAAGAUAGCCAGAGUGCUGAGUAUGACCAAAGACUGUAGUGAAGAUGGCCAGAGUGCUGAGUUUGACCACAUAGACUGUAGUGAAGAUAGCCAGAGUGCUGUGUAUGACCAAAGACUGUAGUGAAGAUAGCCAGAGUGCUGAGUAUGACCAAAGACUGUAGUGAAGAAAGCCAGAGUGCUUAGUAUGGCCACAUAGGCUGUAGUGAAGAUAGCCAUAGUGAUGAGUAUGACCAUAGACUGUUGAGAAGAUAGCCAUAGUGCCGAGUAUGACCACACAGACUGUAGUGAAGAUAGCCAGAGUGCAGAGUAUGACCAUAGACUGUAGUGAAGAUAGCCAGAGUGAUGUGUAUGAUCAAUGACUGUAGUGAAGAUAGCCAUUGUUCUGAGUAUGACCACAUAGACUGUAGUGUAGAUAGCCAGAGAGCUGAGUAUGACCAUAGACUGUAGUGAAGAUAGCCAUAGUGCUGAGUAUGACCAUAGACUGUUUUGAAGAUAGCCAUAGUGCUGAGUAUGACCACAUAGACUGUAGUGAAGAUAGCCAGAGUGCUGAGUAUGACCAUAGACUGUAGUGAAGAUAGCCAGAGUGCUGAGUAUGACCACAUAGGCUGUAGUGAAAAUAGUCAGAGUGCUGAGAAUGACCAUAGACUGUACAGAAGAUAGCCAGAGUGCUGAGUAUGACCUCAUAGACUGUAGUGAAGAUAGCCAUAGUGCUGAGAAUGACCAUAGACUGUAGAGAAGAUAGCCAAAGUGAUGAGUAUGAUCACAUAGACUGUAGCGAAGAUAGCCAUAGUGCUGAGUAUGACCACAUAGACUGUAUUGAAGAUAGCCAGAGUGCUGAGUAUGACCAUAGACUGUUGUGAAGAUAGCCAGAGUGCUGAGUAUGACCAAAGACUGUAGUGAAGAUAGCCAGAGUGCUGAGUAUGACCAAAGACUGUAGUGAAGAUAGCCAUAGUGCUGAGUAUGACCACAUAGACUGUAGUGAAGAUAGCCAUAGUGCUGAGUAUGACCAAAGACUGUAGUUAAGGUAGCCAGAGUGCUGCAUAUGACCAAAGACUGUUGUAAAGAUAGCCAGAGUUCUGAGUUUGACCAAAGACUGUAGUAAAGAUAGCCAUAGUGCUGGGUAUGACCACAUAGACUGUAGUGAAGAUAGCCAGAGUGCUGCAUAUGACCAAAGACUGUUGUGAAGAUAGCCAGAGUGCUGCUUAUGACCAAAGACUGUUGUGAAAAUAGCCAGAGUGCUGAGUAUGAACAAAGACUGUAGUAAAGAUAGCCAGUGUGCUAGGUAUGACCACAUAGACUGUAGUGAAGUUAGCCAGAGUGCUGAGUAUGACCAAAGACUGUAGUGAAGAUUGCCAGAGUGCUGCGUAUGACCAAAGGCUGUAAUGGAGAUAGCCAGAGUGCUGAGUAUGACCACAUAGACUGUAUUGAAGAUAGCCAGAGUGCUGAGUAUGACCAAAGACUGUAGUGAAGAUAGCCAGAGUGCUGAGUAUGACCAAAGACUGCUGUGAAGAUAGCCAGAGUGCUGAGUAUGAUCAAAGACUGAAGUGAAGAUAGCCAGAGUGCUGAGUAUGACCACAUAGACUGUAAUGAAGAUAGCCAUAGUGCUGAGUAUGAGCAAAGACUUUAGUGAAGAUAGCCAGAGUGCUGAGUAUGACCAAAGACUGUAGGGAAGAUUGCCAGAGUGCUGCGUAUGACCAAAGGCUGUAAUGGAGAUAGCCAGAGUGCUGAGUAUGACCACAUAGACUGUAUUGAAGAUAGCCAGAGUGCUGAGUAUGACCAAAGACUGUAGUGAAGAUAGCCAGAGUGCUGAGUAUGACCAAAGACUGCUGUGAAGAUAGCCAGAGUGCUGAGUAUGAUCAAAGACUGUAGUGAAGAUAGCCAGAGUGCUGAGUAUGACCACAUAGACUGUAGUGAAGAUAGCCAGAGUGCUGAGUAUGACCACAUAGACUGUAGUGAAGAUAGCCAGAGUGCUGAGUAUGACCAAAGACUGUAGUGAAAAAAGCCAGAGUGCUGAGUAUGACCACAUAGACUGUAGUGAAGAUAGCCAGAGUGCUGAGUAUGACCAAAGACUGUAGUGAAGAUAACCAGAGUGCUUAGUAUGACCACAUAGACUGAAGUGAAGAUAGCCAGAGUGCUGAGUAUGACCAAAGACUGUAGUGAAGAUAGCCAUAGUGCUGAGUAUGACCAAAGACUGUUGUGAAGAUAGCCAUAGUGCUGAGUAUGACCAUAGACUGUAGUGAAGAUAGCCAGAAUGCUGAGUAUGACCAAAGACUGUAGUGAAGAUAGCCAGAGUGCUGAGUAUGACCAAAGACUGUAGUGAAGAUAGCCAUAGUGCUGAAUAUGACCAUAGACUGUAUUGAAGAUAGCCAGAGUGCUGAGUAUGACCACAUAGACUGUAUUGAAGAUAGCCAGAGUGCUGAGUAUGACCACAUAGACUGUAUUGAAGAUAGCCAUAGUGCUGAGUUUGACCAAAGACUGUAGUGAACAUAUCUAUAUUGCUGAGUAUGACCAAAGACUUUAGUGAAUAUAGCCAUAGUGCUGAGAAUGACCACAUAGAUUGUAUUGAAGAUAGCUAGAGUGCUGAGAAUUACCAUAGACUGUAGUAACUUUGAAUGAGUGUAGUGCCAUGUGGGUGGAUGAGUUUUGUGUGGGUGUAAGUGUGGAUGAUUGUAGUGCCAUUUGGGUGGAUGGGUUUGUGGGUGAAAGUUUGGAUGAGUGCAGUGCCAGUUGGAUUGAUGAGUUUUAUGUGGGUAAAAGUAUGGAUUAAUGUAGUGCCAUGUGGGUGGAUGAGUUUUGUAUGGGUGUAAGUAUGGAUGAGUAUAGUGUCAUGUGGGGAGUGGAUGAGUUUUGUGUGGGUGUAAGUGUGGAUGAGUGUAGUGUUAUGUGGGUGGAUGAGUUUUGUGUGGGUGUAAGUGUGGAUGAGUGUAGUGUAAUGUGGGUGGAUGGGUUUUGUGUGGGUGUAAGUGUGGAUGAGUAUUUUGUUCUGUGGGUGGAUGAGUUUUGUGUUAGUGUAAGAAUGGAUGAGUGUAGUGUUAUGUGGGUGGAUGAGUUGUGUGUGGGCGUAAGUAUGGAUGAGUGUAUUGCCAUAUGGGUGGAUGAGUUUUGUGUUAGUGUAAGUGUGGAUGAGUUUAGUGCCAUGUGGGUAGAUGAGUUUGUAAGGGUGGAUUAAUGUAGUGUCAUGUGGGUUGAUGAGUUGUGUGUGGGUGUAAGUAUGGAUGAGUGUAUUGCCAUAUGGGUGGAUGAGUUUUGUGUGAGUGUUAAGUGUGGAUGAGUUUAGUGCCAUGUGGGUGGAUGAGUUUGUAAGGGUGGAUAAGUGUAAUGCCAUGUGGGUUUACGUGUUGAUGAGUUUAAUUCAGUUUGGGGUUAAGUGUGGAUGAGUGUUAAACUGUAUAUGUGAGUUUGGAUGAGAGGAAUAUUGUUUUGGUGUACCCUCUAUGUUUAAAAAGAAAGCUCUGUUCUUGUAAAGGGUGUAAGUGUGGAUGAGUAUUUUGUUCUGUGGGUGGAUGAGAUUUGUGUGGGUGUAAGUAUGGAUCAGUGUAUUGCCAUAUGGGUGGAUGAGUUUUGUGUGAGUGUAAGUGUGGAUGAGUUUAGUGCCAUGUGGGUAGAUGAGUUUGUAAGGGUGGAUAAGUGUAGUGUCAUGUGGGUUGAUGAGUUGUGUGUGGGUGCAAGUAUGGAUGAGUGUAUUGCCAUAUGGGUUGAUGAAUUUUGUGUGAGUGUUAGUGUGGAUGAGUUUAGUGCCAUGUGGGUGGAUGAGUUUGUAAGGGUGGAUAAGUGUAGUGCCAUGUGGGUCGAUGAGUUUGUAAGGGUGGAUAAGUGUAAUGCCAUGUGGGUUUACGUGUGGAUAAGUUUAGUUCAGUUUGGGGUUAAGUGCAGAUGAGUGUUAAACUGUAUAUGUGAGUUUGGAUGAGAGGAAUAUAGUUUUGGUGUACCCUCUAUGUUUAAAAAGAAAGCUCUGUUCUUGUAAAGAUCUGUGAAGUUUCAAUUAAUCAUAAAAUUGCCAUAAAUGUAUUUUAUAGUUUAUAGUUUUAUACAUUUUGCUUACUUUAUCAUGUCAUUUCAACUUUUAACUGGCUUUCUUUACUAUUCGCUCAAUAAGCCUGGAAAAUAUAAGGAUUCCAAUUGACAUUCAUAGGUUAACUUACAUUACUCCAAGCCUUAUAUAUUCUCAUUAUAUCUACGCAUGCUUUAAGUAAUUUUAUCAUAAAAUAUAUUGUCCUCAUUUACUUUUUUUUCAAUUUAUGUUUUUCACUUUAAAAUUACAUUUACAAUGUCUGGACGUUAUUUUUAUAGAGAAAAUGGUGGUUUUCAGAACAUGUGCGGUAUAGUUGUUUAUUUUAUAAAGUUUUCUUGGUUCCCAGACAAAUUUAUUAUCUAAAUCACAGCUUUAAUGUUUACAACUACAGUUGCAAAAACAACUCAUUUUACAUUUUUAACUCCUUUUUUUCCAAGUAAGUGUUAUUUUAAAGGAUUUGCUUGAUAAAUAAACAGGAUCUAGGUUAAAUUAAAAAUAAGAAGGAAUUUGUCCAUUUGCCAUAUAUUUUUUACAUUCAUGAAUUGAUAUUUUUUUAUUUUAUUUAAAAUCUUAAAAUUAAUAUGAGAUUUGCCAUUUGUUUAGAAAAUCUGUUUGGAAGCAAUGUGUGAGUGAGAAGAUUUGUUUAGUUUACAUUUAAUCAUUUAUACUAAAAUUUCUGUAAGACCAUGGACUACUUGUUUUAUCAUAUCUUAGUUUAAAUGUUUUUAAUGUGGAUUCUUUUUGUUUGUAAGAUAACUGUAAUUGUGAUGAAUUUAUUUUGCAAUUUUAUCAAUAAUUUUAUCAGAGGAAUGGAACAUACAGGAAGACUUUUUGCAAAUCAUAUGUUUAAAUCUAAAAUUUAGUGACUUUGUUAUCUUAGCUAUGAUAAACAGUCACACAUGUUAUAAAUCUACAGGAAUUAUUUUGUAAAGAGCUUGCCAACCAUGCAUUUACACAGACUUUCUAUUAAUUUUGUUUGAUUCUAUUGAUUUUAUUUAUGUGUGUUAAGUUUAAAAAAAACUUUCCACAAAAAGUUCAAAUUAUAAGUGAAUAAAGUGCUUUGAUUACAGUU
This is a messenger RNA of Dreissena polymorpha, 23450 nucleotides long. RefSeq lists its product as uncharacterized. The transcript is spliced from 9 exons. The record is from RefSeq and is a predicted model, not a curated record. Bases 101 to 1219 code for a protein of 372 amino acids. Lineage: Eukaryota; Metazoa; Mollusca; Bivalvia; Myida; Dreissenidae.